This is a messenger RNA of Coffea eugenioides, 1434 nucleotides long. RefSeq names its product transcription factor bHLH30-like. NCBI's taxonomy places the organism in Eukaryota, Viridiplantae, Streptophyta, Magnoliopsida, Gentianales, Rubiaceae. The record is from RefSeq and is a predicted model, not a curated record. Gene Ontology annotation, biological process: regulation of DNA-templated transcription. Gene Ontology annotation, molecular function: DNA-binding transcription factor activity; protein dimerization activity. The transcript has 2 exons. The coding region runs from base 424 to 1191 and encodes 255 amino acids.
GCUGCUAAACCAGCCAAACAACCAGCCACCCCUCCAUCCCCGCCACCUUCUUCCGGCCACCCCAGCCACCACUAUACCUCCAUUCUCGCCUUCAUUUUCUACCUUCUCUCUAUCUGGGUUCUCCCUUGAAUCUCCAGCAAAUGCCUCAAACCAACCACAAAACUUAGUACUACCAGUGUCUUGUUCAUGUUGAAAAUACUUUUCUGUCCCCAAAGUUUCCCACUUUAACGGAUGGAAGUCAAUAAGACAGCUGAAAAAGUAAAGCUCAGUUCAAGAAUUCUGAAAUUCUCUCACCCUAUGUUUUCUGUGUGGUCAUCUCCAACAAACCGUCCACCUGGCUCACGCUUUUUCUGACAGAAAAUAGCUUCAUUUUUGCGUUGUUACUGUAAAUUUUGAAGGGAUUUUUUGGGGAGGGUGAAAAAGAUGGAAUUUUUUAAUUCUUUCAAUGGGUUUCCUGAGAAUUAUGGGUAUCAAGGGACGGUGAAAAAUGGGUCGGGCUCAUCUUCUUCACUGAUUUUGGAUAAUGAAAAAGGAGAGCUAGUGAGGGCUCUGGUAAGGCCAGGGCAAAAAGGGGUUAAUGCAGAAAAGGCAUUGGUUGCUUUGAGGAAUCAUAGUGAAGCUGAGAGGCGAAGAAGGGAGAGAAUUAAUGGUCAUUUGACUUCUCUCAGGAGUCUAAUUCCCGGAACAAGUAAGAUGGACAAGGCAGCAUUACUUGCUGAAGUAAUUAAUCAUGUGAAGGAAUUGAGAAAGAAGGCAACUGAAGCUACUAAGGGUAUGCUUGUGCCAACAGACACCGAUGAAGUAAGAGUAGAAGAACACCAAGCAGAUGCAGCUGGAGAAGCUUCGUAUACGAUCAGGGCAUUUCUUUGUUGCGAUUAUAAGCAUGAGCUUUUCUCUGAUUUGAGACAAGCUCUUGAAACCCUUCCUCUGAAAACAGUGAGUGCUGAAAUUGCGACCUUAGGAAGUAGGAUGGUGAAUGUGUUUGAGAUGACUGGUUGUGACCAACAGAAUCUUGAGAAUUCUGAGGGACGCGAGCUCCUUGUAAAUUCAGUUCGUCAGGCUUUGAGGUCCGUACUUGAUAAAUUUUAUGCAUCAGAAGAGUUCUUGUCAAGAAAUGCUCUCUCAAACAAGAGACGCAGAGUUUCUCUCUUUAAUGCUUCAAGUUCAUCUUCCUUAGAAAACUUAUGGUGACAAGGUGACGUUUACAGAUAGGUUGGGUUGUGUUUUUUGUUUCUGCUAUUGUAAGUUUUCCAUUAUCCAGUCGAUCAGGUGCAAGAUAUAGGGAUAUGGGGAUUGAUGACAUAUGCACUAGCAUAUACUUCUUCUGCUUUAGGCACAGAAAGAGAUGUAUAUGCCAUUGCAUAUGCCAUCUGUUGUACGUGUAUGAAUCUGUUGUAUUUCUUGCAAUAUAUAGAACGAAAUCAUGAAUCAUAA